This is a messenger RNA of Sabethes cyaneus, 1464 nucleotides long. It is a transcript of the gene Ccdc114, whose product is annotated as coiled-coil domain-containing protein 63. Lineage: Eukaryota; Metazoa; Arthropoda; Insecta; Diptera; Culicidae. The transcript is spliced from 3 exons. The coding region runs from base 1 to 1464 and encodes 487 amino acids. The record is from RefSeq and is a predicted model, not a curated record.
AUGUCCAGCCAACCGAAGAUGGCCUCGGAGGUGGGAGCCGCCGAGCAGUACGAAAUGGAACAGCUAGCCGAGGCGGAAACCCAACGCCUUCAGAAACUUCUACGGACGCUGGAAAACGAACGGGCCUCCUUUCUGGACGCCAAGAACAAAGCACUGCGCAAGUACCGGGCGAACGUGCGCCUGCUGGAGAAAGAGAAACAACAACUGCAGCUGCAGUUGGACUGCGAGGAGAACGGUGUCCACUCGAAGCGUGAAACCGAGCUGGAAUCGGUGCUGGAAACUAGCUACGAAAAGCAGAAGCAGGUGAAUCAAGCUCUCAAGGCGAAGAAGGAAGCUCUGCGGGAAUUGGAAGGGCACAUCAAAAAGAUUCACCGGGAAAUUGCGGAGAUAAGGAAAAAUGAGUUAACGGACGUGCGAUACAAUGAGACGAUUGCGAAGGCUCAACACUCGGUGAAGAAGCUGGAGAACCGGCUGGAUGUGGUGAACAAGAAGGCUGGUGUUGCGAUGGCAGAGAACUCCCAGCUGAGGCAAACGAUUGAUCACAUGCUGACGGAACGGGCCACCUUUAACAUUAUGUGGGAUAAGUUGGUUAAUAAGCUGAACGAGGGCAAACGCUACAUGAUGGAGCUGAUCGAUCAGGCUUCGUCGGCGUACGAUACGAGGGAGGAACUGUGCACGAAGUUGCAGAUUCUGAAGGACAAGGGACAGAGCGAAAAGAUGACGCACGUGCAGGAGAUGCGCGAGCUGCAGCGUAAGCUCGAUCACGAUGCUAAGCUGCAGGAGUUUCUCGGGAUCAAGGGCCAGUGUCGAUCGAAUGCCGAGCUGGAGGAACGCGAGGAACAGAAACGGCAGAAGAUGUUGGAGAAUUUGGAAAAGCAGUACGCUGAGUAUGAGCAAAUUAUGACGCGUAUUAUGUCGUUUUCCGGGGAGGACGAUAUCGAUCGGUUGGUGGCGAAGUUUAUUAAAAAAGAGGAGGAGAAUUUUGCGCUGUUUAACUAUGUGAAUGAGUUGAGUCACGAGGUGGAGACGUUGACGGAAAGCGUGCAGGUGUUGCAGGAUAAAAUCACUGAGCAAAUCGCUAUUAAUGAAUCGAAGGAACACUCGCAGGAUGACAAUAUAGACGCGCUACGUCAAGAGGAGCUGGACAGUAAAGAGGCGGCGGACGCCGCCUUAGAAAUCAAGCAAGUUUGGGCUGUCAAGCUGGAUGAACUACUGCGAACAGCGGAGCGUAUUUAUAAGUUACUGCACUGCGACGAAGCACCGAUUCUGAAUCUUCUGAACACCGAGCGCCAGGUGACGCUGAACAAUGCCAAGCUCUUCCUUGGCAUCAUCGAGCGUCGCGUUGCCAACAUGAUCAGCAACGUAAACUACGUGGAACCGACCAGCAAGAUCCUGGGCCGAAAGGAUCGAGUGCCCAACUUUAACGUUAAGGAUUCGGCAAAGAUUCGGAUCGAAAGAGGCUAA